UGUUUUGUUGAUGUGUUGACAGUAUCAUUAUUGCUCGCAUUUGUUUAAAUUUAGGUUUAAAAUCUUCUUGAUUACUAACUUGUCAAUUAGUUGAAGGAUUGUAACUAAAAUAAAUUUUGUCUUAGUAUUAUUUAUGGUAAAUGUUGUCAAAUGAUAGUUCAAUAAUGGAGAUGAAUCGUACAGAAACUAGCUCAAACUGGAACUUCAAAUAAAGUAAAUGGCCAAGAAAAAUUCUUGAAUAAUCAAGAUGCCUCGGAAGGAAGCCCAGUUAGUUCCAUUCUUACAAAAAGCUUUGGAAGGUGUUAAAUAUAGAAACCUAAUUUUAAUAGACCCAAUAAAAAAAGUGUUUUGUCUUUAUUUGCCUCAUAAAACAAAUAGACUAUGCAUUGAAGAUGAAUUAAUCUUCAAGGACUGGUGGCAUGCUCGAAAUGGCAAAAAGUAUGUAUUUUCUUCCAAACAUUAUACUGAGGCAAGACAAGCUAUGACUUCAUCUUUAAGAAAAUCGGAUUAUGUAGAACCAAUGUGUCUUUCUGAUAAUAAAUUAAUAUGCAGAAUUUUAAGUAAAGAAGAAGUGGAAGAAAAGAAAAAGCUAAAGAAAGAAUUGAAGAAGUUAGAAAUCAAACAUGAAGAUAAUGAGUCGGGUUAUGAAAGUUCAUUGAGUUCACCAGAAAGCCAUAUAGAUGGACAAAAUGAUAAAGAUUUGUUACAAAGCAUUGAGCAUGAUCAUGCAUAUCUAUUUUACCCUCCAGACAUGGGUUCUGUGGAAGGUAGCGAGUUUUCUUCUGAUGUUCAAAAUAUUUCUAAUGAAGAUACAGAUACAGUAACUGAAGCUUUUGAUAGAUUUCUACCUCUUGGCCCUGAUAGUUCUUCCGAAUUAGAAUCAAUUAUAGAAGAUCAUCAUUUGAAUAAAGAUAUAUGUGCGAUUUUUCCUGUUUUGGGGGAUUUUGAUGACUCCCUUCAAAGUUUAUUUAACAUACCAAAUGAACAGUUAAUCGGAAGUUUUAAAGAAUUGCAGUUAUCACUGCAAGUUCCUGGUUCAAAUGAUGUUAAAACAAAUAUAAGAAAAAAAUCCUAUUUUUGUGAAGAGUACGAGUUAGUUGGUAAAGCUGUUGUUCUGAUUUGUAAACUUCUUGAGAUGGAUGUUGAUGUUGCUGGAACUUCCAGCAACAUUGGUAUUGUUUUUGGAGCGACAACUUGGAAAACUGUUCAAGAAUAUACCUGCAUGAAAGGCAUAAAAUAUGUUGGUGAUAAUUAUUUAAUUGUCAUUUUAGAGCUUCCAUGACUGCUCAUAAAUAAUUGUAGUAGUUAUUUGGUCCAAAUACUACAGUCUU
Messenger RNA from Argiope bruennichi, 1331 nucleotides. RefSeq lists its product as uncharacterized. Lineage: Eukaryota; Metazoa; Arthropoda; Arachnida; Araneae; Araneidae. Bases 248 to 1282 code for a protein of 344 amino acids. The transcript is spliced from 9 exons. The record is from RefSeq and is a predicted model, not a curated record.